GUUUCAUAGUAAUUAUCGUGCGUGUGGGAACGUUACUUUCGAAAUGCGAUUUUGUAUCGACCUUCGAUACGAAGUUGUCAGUUCCCGAAAGGGACAUCACUAUUUCCUUUAUGAAGAUACGCUCCAUACACUGAGAUUUGGCGCCAUUAGUGAACAGUAGCACAAUUUUGUAAAGAAAAACGUAUUUAUUAAUUAUUCACAGAUGCAGAGAACAAAAUAAAACAAAGUAAUCAAUUGAUAAACAUCAGUACAUGUACUACAAGGAUAAUUAUCUACGGAUUUAGAAAGAAAGAAGGGUGAAGGUGACCGGAAGGGUUAUCACCUAAAGCUUUAUCAGGGCAAUAUAGGAUGGAGUAAGAAAGAGAUGAGAGGCAUGGACGGACAUUCGCUGGUGCUUGAAGGUACAUACAAUAUAAUCUAUGCGCACGUGGUGAACAUUGACAACUUUUGCCGUGCAGGCUCUGGCAACACUGCUCUUUGCCUAAAUCCAUGGCGGACGUGCUUCGUAUUGCAAUGCUUCAAAUUAAGUCAUGUUUUAAUAAAGAAAAGAAGAAGAUUUUGUAAUUUAAUCAUCAGAACUACUGAUAAAAAGUGUGAUCAAGUUUUAUUUACGUUUUUAGUAUGUUUCGUCAAGAAUUCUGGUGUUUAAAGUGCCAUAGCAACUAUCUACAAACUCGCCCAUUUCCUUUGUGAUCUAGAUAUUAAACAUAUAGGUAGUGGUGGUAAAAAAAUGCAGUGUAGAGAUGUGUAACUGUGUGAAUUGUGAGAUAAAGGAUGUGUAAUUUACUGUUUAAAUCCAUCGGUUAUUAUGUAUGAAGUGUAAUAAUUUAGAUUUCAAGUGCUUUAACCUCAAAUGCGGAAAUAGCCGCUUUUGGUUUGUGCAACCUUGGCUGAUAACUUGAGUUUCGCGAUUUUUACUAAACAUUAUAUUCGAGGAGAUCAGUACAAUAAAUAGUCUCUGAACAGGUUGACAAUGAAAUAAUAAUGGUCGAAAUAGGAGUACCUCAACAAUCAGCUGACGAAAGCUUAGAAAAUGCAGAAUGGUUCUGGGGCGAUAUUACCCGAGAUGAAGCAUAUGAGAAACUUAGGGAAACAUGUGAUGGUACAUUUCUAGUCCGUAAUGCCUCAAAUAAAGAUAGUGGAUAUACACUGACUGUCAGGAAGGGUGGCACAAAUAAGCUCAUAAAGAUAUACAAUCAAGAUGGCCGCUAUGGCUUCUGUGAACCCUUUGAAUUCACCUCUGUGGUGGCUUUGGUUGAAUUCUACAGGGAGUAUUCAUUGGGACAUUGCAAUAACAGCUUGGAUAUCAAACUUAUGUACCCGCUAUCACGGCACCAAGAAAAUGAUGGAGGUGAAAAUGAUGAGACUUUAGAGGAAAGAUAUAAAGAAAUUCACAAAGAAUAUGUAUUGAAGACCAGAAAUUUUGGUGAACGAUCUUACAAGUAUAUGAGGCUUAGAGAAGAGGUAAAAUGUAAGAGACAAGCUUUGGAUGCCUUUAGAGAGACAAUAAAAAAGUGUGAAGAACAUUUAAAGUUACAAGAGAAGAUGAUAUCUGAAGCUCAACCACACGAAAAGAAUGGUCUCACUGAGAAUUACAAUCAACUAAUCUUCCGGUUAAAUAGUUUAAAACAAGCUAAAAUACAACUCAAUAACUUGUUAAGGGAAGCAGUUAAAUAUAGCUUACAGCUUGAAAGAGAAACCACCAAACUUAAAUCCGAAGUUAUGAAUUUAUAUAGUACAAAAGAACGAAACAAAGUAUGGUUAAAGAGGCGUGGAAAGACUGAUGAAUAUCUUCAGGCUCUGGAAGAUGAUAACACUGACAAGCUAGAAGAAUUAUAUGCCCAUCGUGAAUCAAUAAGUUGGAAAGUAGAAAACUGUGAUCGAGAUAUGGCUGAGAGGCUCCUUGAAGGAAAACCUCAAGGCACCUUCUUAAUUCGACCUAACUCAACUGGUCAACAUGCUUUGUCAAUUUGUUGCAAUAAAAUGGUGUAUCAUUGCAUAAUCUUUAAGACUGAACGAGGUUAUGGUUUUGCAGAACCUUAUAAUGUUUAUAAAACUUUGAAUGAGCUUGUAUUACAUUAUGCAGUUAAUUCCUUAGAAGAACACAAUGACAAUUUAAAAACGACAUUGAAAUAUCCUGUGAAUGCUCAUUUGGUGAAGGAACCAGAGAAGAAACAGCAGCAAUGAACAAGUGCAUUUAGUAUAUUGGUAAGUUUGAAGGAACCAAAUGGCUAGGAGAGUAGAGUAGUAGCGUAAGCUUUAUACUUUAUUAUUAGGAGUUUUUCUGAAAACACUUUGUUUAUCUUCUAUUCUGUGAAUAGAUCAGCAGUGUAAGUGGAUAUUGUGUUAUGAUUCUGAAUGAGUUGUAUGCAACAACAUAAAUGAAUGUCUUUUGAAUCUUUUCAUACAAAUCAGUUAUGUGGUUAAAAUAUUUGUAAUUGUUGUUGAAAUUUAGAGUUGAUAUAAUGAACUUUCAUGUUGCUUUAUUACAUAUUGAUUCAACAUGUUCCAGAAAUAUAAACAAGUAGGUCAUUUACUUCUUAUCUUUCAUAAUCAUUUAUAAAAUGUUAAUUUAACAUUUGUCAUUAUUUUAAGAUAUACGACUUUUUGGUGUUACAAUUACAUUUGAUUAUUGCCGUUAUUGCGCUCACACACACAUACACACACACAGCAUAUUAGACCAUUAAUAUUAUAAUGUAUUUAUUACGUAAAAUUAUAUUUUUUUAUUGUCAUAUUAUGGUUACAGUCAACAAAAUCUUUAAAAUAUUAGGUAUUGGAAUCUUAAACAAAAGUUAUUUAGAUUUAUUUGUAGGAAUUUAGUGCAAAGUUUUAACAAAUUGAAUGGUACUAAUCUGAAAGUAUUUUGGUAGUAAGUAAAUUAUCUUUGAUUAAGUGUGACUGAACCAAGAUAGCCUUCUCCCAACUCUGCUUGGGUUGAGAUAUGAUUGAGAACAAAAUCUUUCAGCCCUGUGUUUGGGUGUGUGUAACCAAGAUUUGUAAGAAUGUAAUUUUUUUUGUAAAUCUAUCAUGCAGUCAUCCUGAAAUUGUAUAGUAAUCAUAGAUUAUUUCCUUACUUUGGCCUAAACUUAUUAAAUAUUUUAUUGUUUAUGUUACCUUUACUUUAUUUGAAAGAAAGGAGGGAAUACUUUUAGUUUGUAUAUAUAAACUUUUUGAUAAAAAAGAAAUAUGUUGCUUUCAUCGUCAUUACCAGGAGUAACAAAGUUCAAUUCACAUUAUGUGUAUGGUAUGUUAUCUGCACAUGGAACCUGUGUAUUGCUUGCAUAUUUACAUGGCUAUUUAUAUUUAACAUUGUAAGUUCGACAGCAGGAUAUUCUUAUCAUCUUUUUAGGAUAUGAAAAGGAGAGACUGCUGUAAAAUUUAAGGUAUAUUUGCUUGCUCUCUGAAUAUUCUUUAGAGUUUUUUGGUUAUUACCGUGAAUUACUAUUGUACCUAAGUACAAAAAUACAAGGAAUUAGUUAUGUUUAAAAUUUAAAUAAUAUAUUACAGGAAAACUGAUUAAACAUUAAUGAAUUUUUAAGUUGAUGUUGUCAAUAUAUAAUUGCAAUAAAAUAAGACAACACGUCAUUGAAAAGCAUUAAACUUGAUUGUCUUCUCCGAGUGCACCUUUUGAUAUUCAUAAAACUGAAGCUGAAAUGUUGCGUAACAUACCUUUAAUUUUUGUUAAUUUAUAUUGUGAUAGUAAUGUGAUAAAACUCUUGAUUUCAUAAUUAACACAUAUUUUGUUGAAUACAAAAAAGUUUUGAAACACCUGAGUUGUAGUAAUGUAACAGUUUUUUUCUUUGUAUGAUCGGAAAUGUGAUCUUCCUUAGAGUACUAUAUGUAAAGAACUAAUUUUUGAAAUGAUGAAGGGGCCUUUAAGGAUCGAUGGAUUCGUGAGUAUAAUAUUUGAAAAAUAGAGUCAAUGAAGAUGUAUGGAUGAAUGUCUCUGCAUAAAAUAGAAGUCUGAUUAAGAGGAAAAUUGAUAUUUGAAGCUGUAAGCUACUGUGAUUGGGUGGAAUGAUUUAUUCAAUCACAUUGUUUUGACUGUGAAUCGCUAAAUUAUUAAAUAUAUAUAUUAUACUGAUUUGUCGUAUACAUAUUCAGAAUUACCAUGAUGACAAAACUGAUGCAUGAUUUUCCAAUGAAGUUAACUUGAAUGUCGAUUUUAUUAAAAUGUACUUGAGAGUAGGUAAGCCCUCUGAUCUAGUGUUUGUUAAAAUGAGUAAUUUAUUUCAAUUUACAUAUAUAGCAAAGCAAAAAGAUGUUUAUAUAUUUAUUUAUGUAUAGGGAGCGACAAGUUAAUGUCGUACAAAAGCAUCUAUAAAUGAGUAUAGGGUUGGUUGCAAUUUUUAUACUAUAUCGUACAUCCUACUAUUUAUAAAUAUAUGUAUAUGUGCGUUCUAUGAAAUAAGUAUAAAUAAGCUGCUCUAAAUCCAUAUAUAAAUAUACCAUCCAUAGCUAAAACAUUUGGUGAUUCUUGUGCAAUGUUAAAAUUUUUGAAACCUUUGAAAUUAAUAUACAAUCUAAUAUUUUUUGUAUUUCUCGUAUGUACAAUCAAACAACUUUGCUUACUGCCCUCUAAAGUAUAGUUAACAGUCGGGUGCGUGUAUUGUAUUAUAAUUUAUUUACACUUUCCCAAGGCAAGUGACAUAUUUGAUAAAUUCAUGCUUAAUGUUAAGUGCCAUUUUCAGAUGAUUAACAGAAUUUCUCACUUUAACCAUUCAAAUGUAGGUGAGAUAGGAUGUACCGAUAAGGAUGAUGACGGGGUACAGUAAAAUAAAUUUUAUUUAGUCUACAGAUGGACUAAUAGUAGAUUAUUAACCAAGGGGAUAAAGCAGUGUCUUCUGUCGCGGGUGACGAUUUAAAUCGCGAGCGUAACGAAGGACUCGAGGCUUACUCCCGAGCGUAGCGAGGGUGUUAAAAACUUAAGUCACGCGAGCGAAGCGAGAGAUGUAAGACGAGUCCUGAGUGUAGCGAGGGAUUUAAGUUCACCCAAGACUAAGACAGCUUUAUCACCGAGGAAAAUACUCUACUUUUCGUACCAUUUGCGAAAAAAUUAACACAAAAAUAAUAUGAGACAAGCAUUUAUUAAAAAUAAUGACUAAAUGUAAAAGUUAACAUUCGAAACAUUGGUCCAAUUAAAUACGGCCUCGUCGGUUUUCGUAAUUUUAUUUAAUAAUCAUAACUGCACAAUAAAUGCGUUUUCCUUUUUCAAAAAGAUGUAUAAUGCUUUAAUACAAACACAGAUGUAGUUCAGUAUAAAUUUCGGUAAGUAUUCCAAAUUUAAAUCACAUUCUCCCCCUAGAGGAUGAAUGAAAUUAAGUACAAUUUUCCCACCCUGUUUUUAACAGAUUAAAAAUGACUAUUGUUAUGUUCGCUUUUUGUGGCAUAGAAUGUCACUUUUUUGAGCAAGUGGUACAAAAAUACUAUUUCGUUUAUUUUAUUUCUAACAGUAGAUUAUCAAAAAAUAAUGGACAUUUAGUUUUUCUUUUGUCAAUCAACAAAGAAAUAUCAAAGAUAUAGCGCCUCAAAGUUUGGGAGUGGGUGCUACUGCAUGAUGUUUCAUAAAGAAAAAACACGUGUCCAAUACUUAUUGAUAAAUUACCUGAUAGACGAACAAAAAAAGUUAGCAAUCAUCCCUAUUACAGAAUUCAGCGGUUCAAUAAAAACUACACAUUUGAGUCUGAUAUCGUUAGAGGGAAAGAGUUUAAAUUAUCGGGAUAUUUAAUAUUAUUGUCGCCUAAAAUAGCAUGAGAAACAGACUGUGUAUCGCACGCACACUUCUUAUAUUUAUCAAACCAAUUUAUUAUAUUUGUGCAAACUGCUUCCUGAAGGUAUUAAUAGUUAGUAAUUGUACCUAAUACUCGGAUAAAUCUACGGUUCAGUUAGAUGAUGCAUUAUUACGUCUAUAUUUAGCAAUUUUCGUACCGGAAGUUCACACUGGCACAUGCAAAUAAAAAUCAACCUUUAUCACUGUACCAAAAUAGAAAAAUAAUUCCUGUAAUUAUUACGUUUAUUUCAGAAAUCGAUUACUAAAUUUCAAAAGUCAAAACUGCAACCUUACAAGAGAUAGCGACGAAACCUAUUCCUCUGUGAUCUAUCAUACUACCUAUUACAUUAUUAUUUACAGGAUUAAAGAUUCAAAUAUAUACUACCUAACUAACUACUUCGAAGAUAAAAUUUUUAAUAAUUACCUAAUUUUCUUCGAGUACAUAAAAUUAUCAAAUUUAAACGCACAAAUAAGUGCCGGAUGUUCUAAUGGGAUAAAAUUUGCCAAUACUUCGUCGGUAUUAUUUUAUUUAUUUAAACGGGAAUCAGCAUUACAGAAAGAGAAUAGUUAAAGGACAGGAUAUGGUAAGCAAAGGCACGAGAGUAUUUUUUAUAUCGCAGCGUCCACAGAUAAUGGCGGCCGCUUAUAAUUUUUGAUUUAAUGUAAAGGCCAUAUUAGGAUUGUUUGCUACCAUUUUUACCCAACUUCAAAAAAAGAGGAGGUUCUAUGUUCGACUGUUUUUGUUUUUUAAUGUAUGUUCACCGAUGUCUCCGUCAAUUGUGGAUCGAUUUCCAAAAUUCUUUUUUUAUUCGAUAGAGUGCACUUCCGAUGUGGUCCCAUUGGAACCAAGACAGGAUCUGAUGGUGGAAUUCGGGUAAAUCGAGGGAAACCGUCAAAUUUCAAAGGCACGCACGAUGUUUUUUUAUGCAUGUUCACCGAUUUCUUCAUCAAUUGUGUUAUUGUUUACUUGGACGAUGUAAUUUUCACUAAAAUGUAUGAAAUAAAAAAAAUUUAAACAAAAAAAACCGACUUCAAAAUCGAAAUAGAACUAAAAAGUAAAAAAUAAUAUCUUUCAUGAUUUGGAAGUCGGGCGGCCGGCGUCAAGAUUGAAACAUUAAAUAGAUUUUCGUUUUUUAUCGGUAAUAAUACGUCUUCCAAUCUUGACCCGCUCGACUUCCCAAACAUGAACCAGAUAUUAUUUUUUACUUUUUAGUUCCAUUUUCGAAUAUAAAAUCAGUUUUAUUUUUUGUUUAAAAAUUUUUUAACAAAAAACAUGCUGAUUUUUACCUACGCGAUGGGGCUGCCUGUAUUUUGUCGUUAAAAUGAGAAGAGAUGUUUGAAUGAAAUAAUAAUAAAAAACACCUACCUAUGUAAAUCCACAAGACAGGAAAAAGGUACUAAAUGUUCAAUUGGAAUUUUGGAAAUCUUUUCAAUAUCUUUUAUAGUUAGUCUUUAGACUUAGAUAGACUUUUUUUAAUGUAAAAAAAUUGUAACCGCAUGGCUAUAACUAUUGAUUAGGCGAAAUGCUACUUGAACAAACAAACGCAUAAUAAUGGCUUUUUAUAAUAAUAAGAUAUUUUUAUUUCUUUAGAGUCACUAUAAAAAAAAUCAAUUUCUUGAUCAUAUUGAACAUGAAAAUUAUAUUUUACAAAAAUACAAUAUCUUUUUACUAUUACGAGAACUGUCUAGUCUUAAAGUAACAAACGAUUAUUUUCUCUAUUCAACAAAACUAUAUGAAUAAUAAUAAAUAAAAUUAUAUUUUAUCUCUAAGAUUUCAAACAAACAAAAAUAAUAUUUUCGUAUAUUGUAAUAUCAAUAACGUUAAUUCUCAAUUUUUGGGUAAGUGCAGUUUUAAGGACAUUUUUUUUUUCAAUUAUGUCAAUUCAUUACAUCAGUCGGUCAAUAUUGUCGUGUGUACGGGCUCUGGUCGGGCUGCAUAAAUAAAUCUUUGCACAUGUCGAUCUAAUUUCCAUUACACAAUCAAAAAAGUUUUAUUAUUUAGAUGUAUUAAUAGUUGUGGUUAAAUCCCGAAGGAGCCAUCAUAGAAGAAAUCUAAUGAAAAAUUUGUAUGGUUUUUGGAUUCAGCUUAAGGUAACUGUUGGCGAAUUAUUUUUAGGCGAAAAUGGCUUGCCCCCGAUCUAUAAAAUUUAUACUUAGAGGCUUUUCCAUUUUGCAAGUUCAAGUUAAAAACAACUUGAACUUCCAACUGAUAAACCACUUUUCCCUCGACUAUUAAAUAAAUUUCAAUUGGUACUAUUAAUACACUUAAUUGCCUUCGAAAAUCUUGCGAAUUACCUAUGUUAAUGUUUGACCAAUCAUUUGUAGUCCAUGUAGCCAUGGUUACGAAGGCUACGAUAUUAUUCCAGCUGAAAUAUUGCAUUUUGUAUCUACUUUUGGACAUCCACAGAUGAAAUCAUAGUUUUAAUCGUUAUCUUUUUAUUUUAUAAGAGAAAAAUCGCAUCAGUGUUUAUAAAACUUGCGAAUAUGACAAUAUAAUCCCUAACCACAUCAGUAUAAUACCGGUUUAGUCUUUAUGUUUAUAAAUUGGUCUGGUUCUGGCAUUUAUAUAGUUGUAAUCUUAAAACUGUAAUUCUUAUCAUGUUCUAUAAAGCACAACUGAUAUAGGUAGGCUUAAAAGAAUCAUGUUAGAUUCAGGUCCAUUAAAAUAUUUAUUUAUAUUUGUUCUUAAGUUUUAAGGUAAAGUGUAUGGAUAAAUGAGAUUCGAGUUAAUUUCCGGGCUACAUAGCAAAACAGGAAAUCUAUGUUAUAUACCUGAUAAUUCUUAUGAACUGGAACUAUUAGUAUGAGCAAAAAGCAGUAGUAAUGGUAAAGUGUGACUGAAUACGCUUUAAAGAACAGCACCUCAUUACUUGCUUUUUUGCUUCGCGUUAGAAGUGAUAUGCCCCAGAACUGCGGCCAAAGCACGAAUUUUGACAGCUACGUAAUCGUAUUGCAUUGCAUUGUCAAAGUUUGUAUGAAAAUUAUGCAGCGCCUCUACCGGACGUAAAAACAAACUGACUCCUUCCAUACAAAAUUUGUCGAUACCAUUAUGGAGCUGUAAAAAUUCGUGCUUGGGCCUCUGGGAAGGCGAUGAUUUAGUUACUGCACUGUAAUGAUUAUUGUAUAAUUGUACUAAUAAAGUUAUUUUAUAUAUUAUUAAGAAGAGAUGAAAUUAUAGUCUGUGAUGUGACGAGUGCUGGCAAAGCCCAUGUUUCUCUUACAAUACAACCCUGGUUGCGUCUGUAUGAAAGUUGUCAAGUUGAUGGUAAAUCAAAUAUUUGCGUACUAUUAUGUCGUAUUAUGAUCUCAACAAUGGUUUUAAUGUCUAAUCUUAUGCAAUGGUAUUCUGACACCAUUUGUAAAAAGUCAAAAAUAGCCAAAUCUGAAUGCAUAAGUAAUGUAAGACAAAAUGUCGCCAUUUUAUAAAAACAUUGUAACAGUAGUUUUACUAAGUGUUAAUAAACAAAUUGUGAAUGAUUA
Molecule: messenger RNA, 9250 nt
Organism: Chilo suppressalis (striped riceborer)
Lineage: Eukaryota; Metazoa; Arthropoda; Insecta; Lepidoptera; Crambidae
Source: the annotation of a GenBank genome assembly